AUGCAAGUCGGUUCCCGAGCCACUGACUCGUCUCUUGGACCGUUGCAACCAGCAGUCUCGUGCGCCAACGAGCUCUUCACCAUCGAGCGCGCCUGUCCCGCUUGUGAAGCCGUGCUGGACCGGCCCGACGAUGUCGUCGUCAGCUCACUCAACCCUUCCGCAGACUACCGGUCCGUGAGUGGCCCCACCUCGGCGUCCGUGUUCGCCAUCAGCGAUGCACAAGACCGAUCGGCUCCCAAGCUGGACACCCGGAUCUGGGCCGACACUAACCGAGUUGAGACCUCUGCCGGCGAUAUUGACCAGUCCGUCUUGGCCGGACUUGCGCCGGCCAUCGUCAUGGAGAUUGCCGCGCGCAGUCUGCAGUUCUGGCAGUAUCAGUGCUCCCAAGAGGCAGCGUUCCAGGCGAUGAUCCUAAGGAACGCUCAGGAGAAGAAUGCGGUCCUCGAGCAGCGUCUGCAAGGGUAG
Molecule: messenger RNA, 465 nt
Organism: Pseudozyma flocculosa PF-1
Lineage: Eukaryota; Fungi; Basidiomycota; Ustilaginomycetes; Ustilaginales; Ustilaginaceae
Exons: 3
Coding region: 1-465 (154 amino acids)
Biological process (GO): reciprocal meiotic recombination
Cellular component (GO): synaptonemal complex
Molecular function (GO): ubiquitin protein ligase activity
Source: RefSeq, a predicted model, not a curated record